UACAGCUUCUCAGCUUCCUAAUACCAAGUGGUGAUGGAAAGAGGCAUGUGGUGUACAUGUCACAUUGAACGAAAGGACGAUGAUGCAACAUAAAUAUGGACAAUCAUGAACUCUUAAAUAGCCGGACUUGGACAAACUGGAAAUAGAUAAUCCAGAGAGUGUUGCGAUUUGACACUGAGAAGUAGGAAACAUUUUAGAGGACGUAUAUGACUUCGCAGAUGUAUCGUAUGGCAUAUGUGGCCAUGCACACGUGUUUAUUGUAUUUCAUCAAAGUUUGACAUAGUCGCAUGAUGAAGUGUGUGGUUCUCAGCUGGUAAUUUCUGUCAAUGAUUUGUCCCUGUGGUGUUUCUAUUUCCCUGUAGAGUACUGUCUGCGUGAAGUGCUAGUUUGAACGUAAUCACUUGUGAGUGUAAUUCCUAUUGAUUUUAACAAAUGUUACAGACAGAGGUCAAAAGGAGACCAUCGAGUACCACCAUAUCAAUCCUUGCCGUUAAACAGACAACAGAAGGGCUUCAAUUGUGUAAAGGAACGUGUUACACUGUGUCAACAACUUGUGGCAUCGCCAGGAUAAUUAGGAUCGUAAACUCAUGUCCAUGGGCAAACACGAGCUAAUUCAUCUGUGGAACAUUCGUUUCAUAUUUAAUAAAGAAGGUUAAAAGUCGUAAACAAAGCAACAACGUUCGACGGGGCUCGCAACGACAAUGUGGCAUGGUAACAACUGUGUAACACCUGCCUGAUACAACUGCAAGGAACAGGAAGACUUUGGAUAAUCACAAUUGAAUAAUCACAAUGGUGAUAAUGAACGGAACCAAUCACACGUGCAAACAUUAUCAUCCCAAAGAAGGUCCGAUAGAGCAAUGCUUUCAGUCGGACGAGGAUUUAAUGAGCUCCAUCUAUACGUUCAUAUAUCCCAAACCCCAUGAGUGGAUAUUUACUAUACUGUACAUACUUGUAUUCAUAUUCGGAGUGUCUGGAAACUUCCUGGUUUGCUUUGCGGUGUGGAGGAACCGGCUGCUGAGAACAACCACUAACUAUUUCCUUGUGAAUUUGGCCGUGGCGGAUUUUCUAGUUAUUGUCCUCUGUCUUCCGCCGUCGUACACUCAGUCUAUUUGGGAAACGUGGUUCUUGGGCAAUGUGAUGUGCAAAGUGGUCGAAUAUUAUCAGGAAGUGACUGUUGUCGUGUCGGUGUUGACAUUGACCGCCAUCUCCAUCGAACGUUGGUUUGCAAUCUGCCACCCCUUAACCUUCACGGAGACGAGGAGGAGAGUGAUUAUAUCCAUUGUGGUCAUCUGGGUGGGCGCGCACGUGCUGUCCAUCCCCAGACUCCUCAUCUUCCGAGAAUACCGAGAUCCUAUGAUACCCAGUAAUUUAACCAUCCUUUUAACGUCGUGUGUCCCCGAUUACGACAUAAAUGUCUUGGCCUUGAACUAUGACCUCUUCAUGUUCGUGACCUUUUACGUUGUGCCUAUUGUGGUAAUGGGCUACACGUAUACUGCAAUAGCUGUGUGUCUAUGGUCCAGUAUCAAGACUGGACAACACCUUACAGAGGGCGACCAGAGUGCCGUGACGUUGCAAGUCCAAUCACGACGUCGCACCGCGAGGAUGUUAAUUGUAGUUGUCGUCGUUUUCAUCCUGUGCUAUCUGCCUUACUAUUCAUGGAACUUGAUGAGGUUGAUUCGAAGUCCCCUGGUAAAAAUGAUAGAUCGACACUCCGUUUCUAUCCUGACAUUAACAGCUCACUGGAUGGUCUACCUCAACAGUUCCAUCAACCCUGUCAUUUACAACUUCAUGAGCGGUAAAUUCAGGACCGAGUUUGCCAAAGUAUGUUAUUGUCUCUACGGGAAUUACACCGUGAAACGAAGACGUUGUUAUGGAAACCAUGAAAUGGAGCCUUUAUCGACAACUAAAGGCAGGAAUGGUUUCUUGACAACUGAAUCACCCCUCAACAGGAGAGACACUCAGCGGACUGACACAGCCAUUGUGAGAGACAUUCAUGGGAACGUUUAAAAAGAGAGUAAAUGCUCUAUAUUUGAUAACCAUGGCACACAAGGGAGAUUGUUAUCAUCUACGUGCUGGGGCCUUUUCAGUCUCUGACCUUCUGGGACAGUACCGUGGUAAUCAACCCUAUAAUGAAGUGCCAUGGAAACCCUGUCUGGUGCCACCAAUGCUGAAGUACAGUUCUUGUCGUAAUCCUUUCCUGAUUGGCCCAGUGGUAGGCUGACGUGAAACAAGUAGUAGUAAUCCCGGAGUACCUGCCGAACUUGGACACGCCAUCUCGAUGCGAGGUUGCAGUCUACAAAUGUACAAUGGGACACUGGUUUGAAUAAUGUCGAUCGUAAAGACCAUCUAGCUAUUUAGAAGGGAGGGCAUUUCUGACAUCAUGCAUAAUUACCUUUCCUUCGACUGACUGUUAAGAAUAUCCCAAAAGACGGAAAUAUGUGUUGGGUCAUGACGAGUUAAUCUGUAUGAUUCCACUACGUUUCAUUUUUAGAAAUACUCCAGCGGCAUCACAAAUUGUCAUCCACACCAAGGGAAUCGAACCGGGUCCUCCGAGCGAACGCCUUGGUCAUUACGCUCCUCCGAAGGCAACAGCUAAGUUGUGUUGAAGAACAAGAAGUUAAACUUUAUACUUUAACACUGUUUAUGUGUUCCGCGCUUCUUUGCGUUAUAACCUGUAUGUGUUGUUAUAAAGUUACAGACUUGUUUCAAACAUAUGUAUUCGCUGUAUGUAUGUCUUAUGUACCGAAUAUGUGUUUUGGACAAAAUGUGGACAGAACCCUGAAUGGGUGUCUUCAUUUAAAGCGAUUUAUUAGAAACGGUUUCAGAAUAUAGAGACUCGUUGCAAGGGUGUUGUGUCCAUAUGAAGAGUAGGCACGGAGCAGUUGUAACGCUUUAAGAAAGAACUGUGAUAUUAUAUUCAGUGUGAUUAAUGUAUGUGUCGUGGACAGUGUUAUCUUUGUUGUGUAUCAAUGACUGAUUAUCUUCGUGAAGUAUGACUGAUCGUUCGACAAUGGAACACCGGGCACACGUGAAAGAAGAGGGGCACCAUGGUCUCAAAAACCACCAGUCAUCUUCUUCUAAGCUGUCGUAAAAAUUGAUCAUGUGUUCGAAUCCCAGUUUUCGUCUUAUACUGCACCAUUGUCAGCACCGUACCAGUCUUCUUGUGUGUGUAUUAACAUUCAUAUCACUGUGUCAGAUGUAUUAGGAUAACAGUGAUGCGAGGGAUGAGGAAGCUGGACCUUUACCUCUUUGAUGAAACCAAAGAUCCCUGAGGAGCUGAAAAAUUGCGUUAAAAUCAGGGCGAAUAUCGUAUUCUAACCCACAACUCCAGGAUCCUUGUAUAACUAAGGGAAAUAACUCUGAUCACCGAAUCGCAGUCACCCAUGAAUCAGGUUUCCCAGUGUUGAACGUGAGGUAGAAACACCUACUUAAAGGGUUUCUCAACACGAUGUUUUCAUGUCAUAUUACAGUUAAAUUCAAGCUAACCGUAUAAACGCUGACCAAAUGGCAAUCAACAAAAAUUAAAUAAAUUAUUCGUAUUUAUACUUAAUGUCAGCUACCAUGUCAUAAGACCUUAAUGGCAUGAUAUGUGUUAUCAUUAUUGUGAUAUUGUAAAGUAGUUAUUAACUUUUUAUAUGAUUUAGUACGGAUUAAUUAUACGUGUAAAUAUUGAUAUUGACGCCCUUCAAUUCACAGCUGCUUGAGUGACAUCUAUGUCGGAUGGCAAAUUGAUUGUCUUGUGUUUUAGGGCUUCCUCUUGUCCUUGACCGGGUGAAUAAAUAACAAGACGUAGGUGCAAGAACUAGCCCGAAAACAUCCGUAUAAAAAAUAUUCCAUGUUACGAACAAGUUGUUACUAAUAAUCAUUUCCUUGUUUUCAUGUCUUUCAUGUCUCAAGCUUCAGUUGGUUUCAUCGGUGAACGUAUGGCUUUGCAAAUAGUUGAUGUACAACGAUAAAACUGAACAUGAACAAUACUUCAUGUAUAUUGUUCACGUACUUGUAAUUAGUUUACUUCAUUACCAGCUGUCAUUGAGUUAUCAUUUGUCUCUUGACGAGUUUAACGAGGCUCUGAAGAUCUCGGCGAUGUUGAUUUGCUGAAACACUACGGGUUAUUGUUGUAUUCCUUUGUUAUGCGUAUUAGCGAGUAAAUAAAUGGACUGACUUUGAUAA
Haliotis rubra (blacklip abalone) is the source of this 4170-nucleotide messenger RNA. RefSeq names its product orexin receptor type 2-like. Bases 790 to 2007 code for a protein of 405 amino acids. The transcript is spliced from 7 exons. The record is from RefSeq and is a predicted model, not a curated record. Gene Ontology annotation, molecular function: neuropeptide Y receptor activity. Gene Ontology annotation, biological process: G protein-coupled receptor signaling pathway. Gene Ontology annotation, cellular component: membrane. NCBI's taxonomy places the organism in Eukaryota, Metazoa, Mollusca, Gastropoda, Lepetellida, Haliotidae.